AUGUUCUCCUUCGCGUCUGUCCCGUUCUCCCCGCCCGAGGACGAGGAGGUCCAACAGCGAAAACCACGGUAUCCGGGCGAAGACACGACCCCUACCCGGAGAAAAGAGAUACUGGGAUGGUAUAUCUACGGCGUUGCGGCCGAAGUAUUCGCCGUGUCCGGUGUGGGUUCGUUUCUUCCCCUCACCCUUGAGCAGCUCGCACGCGAACGCGGAAUUUUACAACUUAGCCAUUUACCGUGUGUUGGAUCACCGUCAUCUGCCGGAAAUGGAACUGAAUCUGCCAUGGUGCAACGCAAUGGAACCGAGACCGCGGACGAGCAGUGCGUGGUCCCUGUGUUCGGGCUACAAAUCAGCACGGCCAGUUUUGCUAUGUAUACAUUCUCACUGGCCGUGCUCGUUCAGGCUCUGACGCUGAUAUCGUUCAGCGCCCUGGCCGACUAUGGAAAUAAUCGCAAGGCGUUGCUGAUCUCAUUUGGAAUCAUCGGGUCCAUUACGAGUAUGCUCUUCAUCUUUGUCCCGCCAUCAUUGUUCGUGGUCGGGUCGAUUUUGGUGGUCAUUGGUAUCACCUGUCUCGGAUCGUCUUUCGUCUUCCUCAAUUCGUUUCUACCAGUCCUCGUUGCAAACGAUACUUCCAUUCAAAGUAGCAAAGAUGAGCAGUCGCAUGAGCUUCCCGAAUUGAACACCGAUAGUGAAUCGACGGACUUCCGCAGUUCCGACGUGGAUGGUAUUGAAGGUGAUUACGGUUACGCCCGGCAUGCCUCUGCGUCCGUCGAGCCUGGUCCUACAGCAAAACCGCCGACGUCGUCGCCGUCCCCGGAGCUUCAGUUGUCUACUCAAAUUUCGUCGAAGGGAGUCGGUUUCGGAUACUGCGCGGCAAUCUUCGUGCAGAUCUUGAGUAUUUGUCUACUUCUAAUCCUCUCAAAGACAUCCUUGCCCAAAAAGUCAGCCUCGAUUCCCCUCCGAUGCGUGCUACUCCUUGUUGGGAUAUGGUGGUUUUCGUUCACAAUGCUAGCUCGACGGUGGCUGCGCAACCGGCCUGGACCUCCAUUGGAGUCGUCGACUCCAGGACACAAGAGUCGGUGGAAAAUCUGGCUCAGCCUAGUGGCGUUUGCGUGGAAGUCAUUGUGGAAGACGGUCAAGGUGGCGGUUCGGCUACGAGAAGUGAUUAUUUUCCUCGUUGCAUGGUUCCUCAUAUCAGACGCCAUGGCCACGGUCUCCAGUACUGCCAUCCUCUUCGCGCGGACGGAAUUACAUCUGAGUACGACAAUGGUGGGAUUGCUGUCGAUUACGGCCAUCUCGUCUGGCAUGCUAGGUGCGUUUCUGUGGCCAGUUGUGUCGAGGCGGUUCAGGCUCAAGUCGACCCAUACGAUCAUCCUCUGUGUAGUGCUGUUCGAGCUCAUCCCGCUGUACGGCAUGCUGGCAUAUAUCCCACUAUUUAAGAAAUGGGGAGUGAUCGGCCUGCAACAGCCGUGGGAGAUAUACCCUCUUGCGAUUGUACACGGAGCGGUGUCAGGCGGACUGGCAUCAUACUGCCGGUCCUGUUUCGGGUUGCUGAUUCCUCCAGGAAGCGAAGCAGCAUUCUACGCGUUGUACGCGGCGACGGACAAAGGGAGUUCUUUUAUCGGACCAGCCCUGGUGGGUAUGCUUGUUGAUGCGACCGGGCAAGUGCGAUCUGGAUUUUUCGUGGUCGCGGUCCUUAUUGCGCUACCGAUCCCGCUGGUCUGGAUGGUGAAUGUAGAGAAAGGACGAGUGGAUGGUGUGGCCAUGGCGGAGGCGAUUGAGACGUCCAAACUGAGCGGAGCGACGCCAGAUUUGAGUGCAGACGACACGGAGGAAGCCGAGCGGUUGCUUGCACGAGAAUAA
Messenger RNA from Monascus purpureus, 1863 nucleotides. The record is from the annotation of a GenBank genome assembly. NCBI's taxonomy places the organism in Eukaryota, Fungi, Ascomycota, Eurotiomycetes, Eurotiales, Aspergillaceae.